This is a messenger RNA of Phycomyces blakesleeanus NRRL 1555(-), 669 nucleotides long. RefSeq lists its product as hypothetical. The record is from RefSeq and is a predicted model, not a curated record. Lineage: Eukaryota; Fungi; Mucoromycota; Mucoromycetes; Mucorales; Phycomycetaceae. The transcript has 2 exons. Bases 62 to 445 code for a protein of 127 amino acids.
GAAUCUUAUUCACCAAAUCAAUAAGUCUGCCGCCCGAACUUUGGAUAAUCAACGAGUUCACAUGGGAGACGCUCUCCAGAAAAGGAUAGAAGUAGCAAAGGUGACAGGUGUCCUAAAUCGCAUGGACCGUGGCCGCCUCACUAAUCAGGACUGGUGUUCACCCGAAGAGAUAUUAUUGCAGGAGAUGACUACCAUGACUGACUUGCUGGCCAAGUCUCUCCACCGCCCACAACUCACAAAACAACGGUACAGCCUGCCAGCUAUGAAAGAACGCGACAUGAUGAAUACAGACAAUAUCUUCCGUAAGGUCCCAAAAGACAUUCAGGAAGACACAAGAGAUGAACUAGCUUUACUACUGGAUACAAUCUACAAGGCAAAACCUCAGUUCGAGAACCAGAGGGCGUCUUUUAGCUCUCGACAAUCCUGCCUAACUUCAAUUGCCUAGCUUCAAUUACUCAAGUUCACUAUUAUUUCCUCUCUUCUAGAUAUCCAUGCAUUUUAUAUCUCUCUAUUUCGCUCUCUCAAUCUCCCUUUCUCCCUCUCUAUUCAUUAUUUUCUGCAUCCCGUAGCCAAACUACUUCUUUUUCUUUAAGCGACUUGACCUCAAGCGUUUGUAGUCUCAUUAAACCCUAACCUCCUUGUUCGAGGUUCCAGCUUGCUGCCUCCAAG